ACUUCGGAGCAAACUCAAGGAUCAGAAGGCAAGAAAUCUUGCCUUUUGCUUUGCCUUCCCACUUUCUGUUGUAUCAGUGUGUAUCAACUCUGAGCUCCAACCAUAUAUAAUUGCCUCCCCUCAAUGUGACUCAUCAAAUAUCCAAAUUAAACUAAGCCUUCAUUUGCUGAUGAUUCAAUUUUUCAGUGCUUAAACUGGUGCUGCAAGGAAGAAAUGUCUUCAAGUCCUCACCCAUGUGGAGUUCUGCUCUUCUUUUUAGUUGUGUUGUGUGCCUCGUUUAAUAGCUCUGCAACUGGAAUUGAGGCAAACCAGUCAGCAUGGCUGUCUGUGGAUGGUUCUCAAGCAUCAGCAAGAAAGAUUCCUGAAACCAUGUUUGGAAUAUCAUUCGAGGAAAUCAACCAUGCUGGGGCUGGUGGAUUGUGGGCAGAGCUAGUCAGUAACCGAGGUUUUGAAGCUGGGGGAGAGAGCAUCCCAUCAAACAUAUAUCCUUGGUCUAUUCUGGGUGAUGAAUCAUUGUUAAUUGUAUCGACGGACCGUUCUUCAUGCUUUGAACGAAAUAAAGUUGCACUCAGGAUGGAGGUCCUUUGUGACAAUGAAGGACCCAUCAUUUGUCCCGCUGAAGGAGUUGGAAUAUAUAAUCCUGGGUACUGGGGCAUGAACAUUGAACAACAGAAGACAUAUAGGGUUCUCAUGUACGUCCGCUCAUCAGAAUCAAUUAACAUAACUGUCUCAUUCACUGGUUCGAAUGGUGCGAGGACACUGGCUACUUCUAACAUUGUUUCUUCUGAUGUUUCAAAUUGGACAAUGAUUGAGGUUUUGUUGGAGGCAACAGGGAGUGAUCCCAAUUCGAGGCUGCAACUGAUGACAACUAGAAAAGGUGUCAUAUGGUUUGAUCAAGUCUCAGCCAUGCCUUUGGACACAUUCAAGGGACAUGGUUUUCGACAGGAUCUCUUUCAAAUGCUUGCAGAUUUGAGACCCAGGUUUAUCAGAUUUCCUGGUGGUUCUUAUGUCGAAGGUGAAUGGUUAAGAAAUUCAUUUCAGUGGAAAGUAACCGUUGGACCAUGGGAAGAAAGGCCAGGACAUUUUAAUGAUGUUUGGCAAUACUGGACUGAUGAUGGACUUGGUCUGUUUGAGUUUCUCCAGCUCGCUGAAGAUUUGGGCUCGUUACCGAUAUGGGUUUUCAAUACUGGAAUCAGCCUUAAUGAUCAAAUUGAUACCCAGAGAAUCUUACCUUUUGUGCAGGAAAUUCUGGAUGGUAUUGAGUUUGCCAGAGGAGAUCCUAAUUCAACAUGGGGAUAUGUCCGAGCAGCAAUGGGCCAUCCAGAACCCUUCGAUCUGAGACAUGUUGCAAUUGGGAAUCAGGAUUGUGGAAAGACAAAUUAUCAUGGCAACUAUCUCAAGUUCUAUUCAGCAAUAAAGAAUGCAUAUCCAGAUAUCAAUGUUAUCUCCAACUGUGAUGCGUCUUCCACACCAUUGGAUCACCCAGCAGAUUUUUACGACUUCCACGUCUAUGGUGAUGCUAAUUAUGUCUUUGCAUCGGCUCGUAACUUUGACCGUACAGCACGUCUCGGACCUAAGGCUUUUGUCAGCGAAUACGCUGUGACUGGAAAAGAUGCAGGUAAUGGAAAUCUUUUAGCUGCACUUGCUCAGGCUGGAUUGCUUGUUGGCCUUGAAAGAAACAGUGAUGCGGUUGAGAUGGCGAGCAAUGCCCCUCUAUUUGUGAAUGCCAAUGACAGGCGGUUCAAUCCCGAUGCUAUUGUAUUCGAUUCUUCAAAGGUCUAUGGAACACCUAGUUACUGGAUGCAGACCUUUUUCAAAGAAUCAAAUGGUGCAAUGCUUCUUAAUUCCACUCUUGGUGCCAAGACCUCAGCUUCACUUACUGCAUCUGCUAUACUCUGGAAAUCCUCAGAUGAUGGUAGACAAUAUUUGAGAAUCAAGGUUGUGAACUUUGGCAGCAGUACGGUGAAUCUUAAGAUAACCAUUGACAAUUUGGACUCAAACUUAAUACAAGCAAUUGGUUCCACACAAACUAUAUUGAAAUCUAGCAGUUUGAUGGAUGAGAAUUCUUUCCAAGAACCACAUAAGGUGACACCAGUCCAAAGCCCCCUGAAAGCUGCUGGGAAGUCCAUGACCGUCUUACUUUAUCCACAUACUUUUACUUCCUUUGAUUUGUUGACAUUGUUGACAAUGUCACAGGCCAUUUAGGUCCAAGAACAUGCAUCUUUCCCUCCCUAAUAACUUGUACUUGUACUAAUGGCUCUGAAAUAUUGAGCAUUCAUGUUCAAAGUUGUUCUUUUGUUUACCA
Molecule: messenger RNA, 2305 nt
Organism: Coffea eugenioides
Lineage: Eukaryota; Viridiplantae; Streptophyta; Magnoliopsida; Gentianales; Rubiaceae
Product: alpha-L-arabinofuranosidase 1-like
Exons: 18
Coding region: 214-2205 (663 amino acids)
Biological process (GO): L-arabinose metabolic process
Molecular function (GO): alpha-L-arabinofuranosidase activity
Source: RefSeq, a predicted model, not a curated record